UCAUUUGACAACACCACUCUAGUCAUUCAUUUUUUCUUCUCUAGGGUCAAUUGAUCCGUUUCAUUCAUUCUUUGAGUGUGUUGUUAAUACGAAUAAUUGAUAUUCAUAUCUCUUUCAUUUUCCUUUAGAAUAUCAUCAUAAUAUCAAUAUCAUGCGUCAAUCAGUCUUUGUCCUUGCGGCUCUGUCUUUAUGGCAGGGUUGCACUGCCCAAGGUACCAAAGAGACACUAAUCCCAUAUCAUCCAGCAGAUCUCGGACUUGUGAGAAGAGAUGCACCACCUACCAUAACUCUUCAAGAUGAAGUCAGUCUUAUCUGGGGAUCAUCAAAUGGUAUGUCAGUUUUCCUUCCUGGCGCUUACCAUAGCUAAUCAAGAAAAGGUUCAACUUUCGUCAAUGUAACCCUUAACACAGGCGAGACCGAACUUGUCAUCUCUACUGAACACUUUGCCAGCAGUCUUACGGACGUACAAUGCACAGGUGACCUGGCUCUUACUUUCAAAGAUAACGCCACCUUCCAAGAUGCCAUUGCCGAUUGGUCUUGGGUUAAUUUCCACGAGAAUCGCACAUUCUUUUUAAUUAACAACUGGGGUUCUUGCGCCGCUGCCUCAGAAUCUGGUAGACAGCCAUGGAUUGUUCACGGAGUCGAUGUUUACGAUGAACAAAACUUCAUCGUCAACUUCAAUGCUACCCUUGCAGACUGGGAUGAUGUUAUGUCUGAUGCUGUUAUUGAAUUUGGAUCUAUGCCGUCUACUUCAACCAAAAGAGAUGACACUAUUAGCAAGUCCUUAUCUCUCAGUUUAGCCCACGAUCUUCCCCAGACUUUCUUCAGCAAGACUACCAAUAAUGGACUCGAUUUCUCCAUUACCUGCCCAGGUUGUGCUACCACUGGUUCCAUCAAUGUUCAAGGAAAGAUUGUUAUGAACACCAACUUCAUUGGUAUUCCUACUAGUGUAAAGUCUGUGUCUAUCAAUGCUACUCCACAAGGUGUAGGUGCCAAUUUGGCUCUUGGAUUUACGGUAUCCGGUACAUUAGGUAGCGGAUGGUCAAAAGACUGGAACCUGAUCACUGUUGGCCUUCCAGGAUGGUCCAUUCCAAAGAUCAUCGAUUUGGGUCCACAAUUCAGUGUUGAUGCCGGUUUCACUCUCAGCGGUAUUGAAGGAAAUGCCGAUAUCAGCGCUGGUAUCAACGUUGCCAUCCCUGAUUCCUCUUCUGCUGUUCUCGGUAUCAGUGGUAUUGAUUCUAGCUUCAACGGCUGGAUCCCAACUAUUACUCCUCAAACUCCCAAGGUCGACGUGGAGGUUGAUGGAAACUUGGAAUUGUUCACCUCAAUUGGUCUUGAUGUUGGACUUACCGUUCUCGGCAAGUAUGGUUUUGGAGGUGGACUUUUCCUCACAAUCCCAGAUGUCAAAAUUGAUCUCGGAGCCGAAUUCAACACUCAAGGUGUAUGCUCUGGUUCAGCCGAUGUCUUUGGUGUUAAAUUGGGUGCAACAGUUGGUGUUGAUCUUGGACUUGGUGUGUACACCGAAUCUGGUGGAGACAAGACCUGGAAGGCAAACACCACCAUCUAUUCAAACAGCAACUUGAUCACUCCUAUCGAUAAAUGUUUCCCACUUGGCCCAACUCUUCCAGCUACUAUCAAAGGUGUAUCUAUCAAGACUGUUGGUACCGUUCCAGUCUCUUCCUCUACUAAAGCAGCCAGUACCACACAGGCAGCUACUACUUCUGCCAAGCCAACUAGCUCUGCCUCUUCAUCCAAUGCUUCGACUACUGCUGUCAGUUCCACUGGUAGGACUUCAGGAUCAGCAUCAGGCACUACUAUUAAAGCCUCUGGAACUGGCGUAUCUUCAUCCAUCAAGGUAUCCGGAACUGGUGUCGCAUCAAGCAAAAUUGUUGGUACUGGUGUUUCAUCAUCCAUUCAUGGAUAUGCAACUUCUCAUGCUUCUUCCUCUAGUAGCAAGCUCUCCGGGACCGGAAUCUCUUCAUCCAUCUAUGGAUAUGCAACUGCUCCCGCCUUAUCAUCUACUGGCAAACUCUCCGGGACUGGAAUCUCUUCAUCCAUCCAUGGAUAUGCAACUGCUCCCGCUUUCUCAUCUACUGGCAAGCUCUCUGGGACUGGAAUCUCUUCAUCCAUCCAUGGAUAUGCAACUGCUCCCGCCUUAUCAUCUACUGGCAAACUCUCCGGGACUGGAAUCUCUUCAUCCAUCCAUGGAUAUGCAACUGCUCCCGCUUUCUCAUCUACUGGCAAGCUCUCUGGGACUGGAAUCUCUUCAUCCAUCCAUGGAUAUGCAACUGCUCCCGCCUUAUCAUCUACUGGCAAACUCUCCGGGACUGGAAUCUCUUCAUCCAUCCAUGGAUAUGCAACUGCUCCCGCUUUCUCAUCUACUGGCAAGCUCUCUGGGACUGGAGUCACUUCAUCCGUUUAUGAAUACGGGAGCGCUCCUGUCUAUUCUUCGACUACCAAAAUUUCAGGAACUGGAGUUUCUUCAUCUAGCAAGGUCAUUGGUACAGGUGUCUCAUCUGUUUCAUACGGUACCCACCCUGAUACCACGCUUUCAUAUGUCAAAGGUGCCAGCACUUCAACUCACGUAACCGAAGGAUAUGGUGGUUUUACGACUUCGCUUGCUAAGUCUCCUAGCAUUGUUGUGAGCAGCAGCUCUCUCUAUAUCUCUGCUUCCGGAGUUAGCUCAGUCAAGACCGCCGUCGCUUCAUCCGGCACCUCAUCUGUUCUAGGAAAUGAGACCAGUAAAUCCUCCUCCUCUUCAACUAAGGCGACCACAACAGUUGGUGGCCCAGUCUACGGAUAUCCUACCUCUUCUGCGCUUGGCCUUGAGACAAGCAAAGCUUCUUCUUCCACGGCAGCUUCAACGACCAAGGUCUCCAGCACAGUAGUAGCAAGCUCCACCUCAACAAAAGCAUCUUCAACAGUCAUACCCACUAAAUCCGCCACCGGCACCAUCGCCCCAGCCCCAAUUGCCACCGGUACAAUCCCCACCUGUGACAAAUGGGUAAUCAUCGAAGAUACCGGCUGCUCAUGUCAAAACAUCGAGAACUUCUAUGGUGUCAGCUCUGCCAAUCUUCUUACCUGGAACCCAGCUCUAGGAAGCGAGUGUAAAUUGACCAUCGGGGAAGCCGUCUGUAUUGGAGUUAAGGGCUACUACAAACGCGCUGUUAAUGGUCGUCUUGCUCGAUUCGUCCAUGCUUAAUUGAAUUUUCUGCAUCAUUUGAGCUAAUGAAAUAGGGUAUUAAAUAUGAUAUGAAUGAUAUCCGCACCCCCUGGGAGGAUCAGCGGAUGGGAUUUUUAUAUUUCUUUAUAUUUCUUUUCUACUUUUUAUUUUUUGGGUUAGGGAAUGAAUGGCUGGAUCGGCGGAAAUGGCUGGUUUUAGUGGGGGGCUUAUUAUUGCAUUUCUGCAUUCUGUAUGAGUAGCAUGAAUAUGAGGA
Messenger RNA from Sclerotinia trifoliorum, 3437 nucleotides. Lineage: Eukaryota; Fungi; Ascomycota; Leotiomycetes; Helotiales; Sclerotiniaceae. The record is from the annotation of a GenBank genome assembly.